AUGGCGUGGGUGGCGCGAGCUAAACUGAAAGAUGAUUGCCGGAUGCGGUAUCUGAUUAGGGUGCUAGCGCCAAGUAUCCAUCAGCACAUGAGAUCAAGGAAGUCUGCUGCGCAGGCGUGCUGGUUUCUAGACCAGAACGCUAGUUUGACCGGUUCUCAUUUCGGCAUUCCGAUUCCUAUUCCCGCAGCUGAGGUGGCAAUGAGAAUGCAAGCUCUGUUUUCUUUACUCUGGUGCGCCUUGAGGAGUCGAGUGCGCCCCGAGGUUCGGCCAAUCCCGGACGCGUUUCCGUUGCAUUCCCGUGGUUGGGGUGUUUCUCACCAUUCUAGAGAGCUUUUACGACAGGGUUGUGGAUUCAAGGUGGAGAUGGGCAGAGGCUGGACGUUCAUGGGAACGCUUUUGCCAAGAUCAUCAAUGACUCACUGCGAACAGCGCCUAAGGCCUAAGGAUCCACUGGAGCUGGGAUAUACUAUUCAGCGAUGUGCUAACAGCUUGCGUCUUUGGGCGUCUUGCAUGUUCCAUCCCCAGCAUCCGUCGUGGCUCGUCGACGCCGGCGCUCUGCCAGCUUCACCACCAGUGCAGCGCAUCGUAAUACUCGGUGACCCCGAUGUACGUCUUGUGCAUCCCCUUCUCGAUAAUCCCUUGCUCGCGCGGACAGUUUUGGUCGUGCCAUCAAGUAAUCCGGCGAAAUGGAUUCCCGUGGGCGAAAGGUCCUCGUCGGUAUCUCUAGUAAUCCUACGAACGAACAAGAAGCACAGCAAAGGCGGUGCCCUACACCUUCUCUCCGUACUACAGCGUGCGGCACGCACACCAUUACGACUGAUGAAGCAGUACAGCCAAUAUGACUACGAAGGACGAGAGGAGAUGUUUGGUUUCGUACCCAUGAGUACUAUGGCGGAGGAUACGAGCGAGGUUGAGAGCGCGGGAGUCCUACCCAUACCAUCCUUCCACGCUGUCAUCAACUUCCUCGACGGCAGACCGGGAAGCGAGCGGGAAGCCUUGAGGACGGGAAUCCUGACGACAUCAUUGGUUGGCGGGUUCUUGUUGACAGGGAAUGGAAAGAGGAAGACCCAGCUGACAGCGCCAAGACGAACAUCCAGAUUGUCGUUCCUAUCGCGACGCCCAAGCCCAGCGCCCACGACGACGACUGAGCAAGAGGCAGAACAUGGCACUGAAGAGAGAUGCGCUCAUCCGAUAUCUACUACCAAACCCGCCACGCACUACGACUAUAUACUCCCUUUCAAUCUUUUACUGUCGUCGUACGGGCCUAGUAUACUGGACUUUGUCCUAGCCGGGGCUCUCGAUGGCGGUGGGUCCAAGGCGUGGAUUCGUUCGGUGCACGAUGUCCGUGUGACCGGCGGCAGUGUUAAGAUGAAGGGCAGUGGGCUCCCAACACCACCAGAUAGCGAGGAGGAUCUUGAUGGUGUGAAAGGCGGAUACCAGAUGGAUGAUUCACCGCCUUCGUAUGUUGAGGGGGGGAGAGAGAAGACUUUAAGGGCUUUAGAGAAAGGGAAAGAGAGAGAAAGGGUGGGAUCAGCAUUAGGGAAGAAUCCUGUCAGAUAUUCGCAACCACUGUCGAGGGGCGGUCCCAUAAGAGUGUCCAAGUCGGAUGGAACCGAACAGAAUACUCGCCGUUCGACUUCCCGAGACCGCCGUCGUUCAGAAUGUUCGAAGCCGGAACAUGGUUAUUCUCAGUCACGCUCAAAGUCCGACCAUGGGCACCGACCUACACGAGCAACCGUACCCGUCGUCCCUCAGCGCGCUCAAACUGUCUCUUCAAAGCAUACGUCCCGAUCCACGAAACCUUCACGAUCACCGACAAGUACCAAUUCUAUACCCAAACCCAGCGCACCUUCAAUACCUCGUUCUCCUACCGUAGCCAGACCUCACCCAGUCCAUCAUGCUCAUACCCAUGCGCGCAGGCCCUCUGAUACACAUGUAUCGCACGUUUUACCCAGUCUACCAACCCCGAGAAGUACCCCGCCAAUACCCAUAAAGAACACUACUGCUACCUGGGAUACCAGGGAAAAGCCGCUCCCUCGGAUUUUGAGACGGAAAGAGGGUAAACUCGAUGCCAGGCAGAGGUCGAGCUGGUUUCUGAGUUUUUGGGGCAGAGAUUGAAGGUUAUAUGACAGACUUUGAUACGCGGAUUUAUAUAAUAGUGUAAACAUCUUACCGGGAAAGUUAUUUUGUGUCGCAAGACGACUUUACGAAUAAUGCAGCAUCUAUCCGACAAGCAGGAUCAUGUCACACGAAAAAAGAGCGUUCCGUCCACCGCGAUUUCAAAGCAUUGGCUCGGCGCUUACGUUCUGGAUGAUCUUUGCUCCUCUACCAGCUUGUUCUUGAGGGCCAAGACAUCUCUUCUUUAAGAGCAGGCUUCUCGCGCUGUCGCGGGUGCUUAACUUCUAUUUU
Desarmillaria tabescens is the source of this 2409-nucleotide messenger RNA. RefSeq lists its product as uncharacterized. Lineage: Eukaryota; Fungi; Basidiomycota; Agaricomycetes; Agaricales; Physalacriaceae. The transcript is spliced from 7 exons. The coding region runs from base 1 to 2118 and encodes 705 amino acids. The record is from RefSeq and is a predicted model, not a curated record.